AUGGAUUUUCAAGAUCGCCUAUCAGGAACUCCUCUUUAUGCCCACGAAUCCCUAGAAGAGCUCUAUCAGAAUAUAGAUCAAGAAGUACUAAAAACAUCAAUGGAAGCAGGAUCUUCAAAAUCAUACUCUCAAGCAGGUCAAAGAACAAAAAAAUCAGUCAGGCCAGGCAUUCGAACCCUUCAAAGCAAGUACUUAUCAAAGCGUCAUCGCUUCUUCAAAGCAGCAGUCAGAGAAGAAUGUGUUGAACAAGCCCUUGAAAUAAUUGAGCACAAACUAAAAGAACUAGUUGAGCAAUAUAAUGGAGAUCUGCAUGUAUGCAAGGUAUCAGGAAACAGUGAUAUUACAGCAUAUUUUAUAGUUAACGAUGAAGUGACUAGUAACAUCUGGGCAAAAGAAUUAGAAGAUGUAAUUGCUGGGUAUUUGAAACCAGGGACAAAACCAUCAUUACUUGAAAUGAUGAAUUUGAAAGAAUAA
This is a messenger RNA of Blepharisma stoltei, 474 nucleotides long. The record is from the annotation of a GenBank genome assembly. Lineage: Eukaryota; Ciliophora; Heterotrichea; Heterotrichida; Blepharismidae.